This is a messenger RNA of Morus notabilis, 1758 nucleotides long. RefSeq names its product auxin-responsive protein IAA9. Gene Ontology annotation, molecular function: protein binding. Bases 245 to 1354 code for a protein of 369 amino acids. The record is from RefSeq and is a predicted model, not a curated record. Gene Ontology annotation, biological process: regulation of DNA-templated transcription. Lineage: Eukaryota; Viridiplantae; Streptophyta; Magnoliopsida; Rosales; Moraceae. Gene Ontology annotation, cellular component: nucleus. The transcript is spliced from 6 exons.
CCUCGGCCAGCACAAACAAGGCCUAAAAAGCUUUUGUUGCUUUCUGCUUAAUGGAAGGUCCUUAACUUCUCUCUCCUCUUUCUCUCUCUUCCUACUCUCUCUUCUUUCCCUCUCUCUCUAUUUCUCUCUUUCUCUCUCCUCUGUGUGCUUGCAUUUUCCAGCUUCGGAUUUUCGAAAAAGCUUGGUCACCGUUCUCUUCCUUUGUCUGAUCCACAAAAGCUCCAGUUUUGAUUAGUAAAGUCUGAUGUCUCCACCACUGCUGGGUGGUGAAGAGGAAGGGCACAGUUCUCUGGUGGCUUCCUCACCCACUAUUGAUUGUAUCUCCCAAAAUGGCUCGGGAUUAAAAGAGUGGAAUUACCUGGGAUUGUCAGAUUGUUCUUCAGUCGACAGCUCUGCAGUAUCGAGCUUGUCCGAGGAGAACAAGAACAAUCUGAAUUUUAAGGCUACAGAAUUGAGGCUUGGUCUUCCUGGAUCCCAGUCACCAGAACGGGAACCUGAGCUUUCUUUGCUGGGCUCCAGUAAACUUGAUGAGAAGCAACUGUUUCCUUUACUUCCUUCCAAAGAUGGGAUCUGCUCCUCGUCGCAGAAGAAUGUUGUUUUGGGCAACAAAAGAGGGUUCUCUGAUACAAUGGAUGGAUUCUCGGAGGUGAAAACUUCAGUGUAUGGCGAAGGAAACUGGAGGUAUACAGCUGGUUCUGAUCCCGAUUCUCCACAAUCGGUGGCACAAGGGAAGAUAAAUAUGAUGCUACCAUCAAGGGCCUCCGCUACCCAGCCAGCCAUAAUGAAAGAGGUGCCUGCAAAGGGGUUACAAGAAAGAUCUCGUGCUACUAAUGGAGUCAACCAUAACCACGUUGGCGCUUCUAACAACAGUCCUCCAGCUGCAAAGACACAAGUUGUUGGUUGGCCUCCAAUACGAUCAUUUAGGAAGAAUUCACUGGCCACCACUUCGAAGAACAAUGAGGAAGUUGAUGGGAAACCAAGUCCUGGCGCUCUUUUCAUCAAGGUUAGCAUGGAUGGUGCUCCCUAUCUGAGGAAGGUAGAUCUGAGAACUUAUGCUACAUAUCAAGAGCUGUCUUCUGCACUUGAAAAGAUGUUCAGCUGUUUUACAAUAGGCCAGUGUGGAUCCCAUGGAGCUCCAGGCAAGGAAAAAAUGAGUGAAAGUAAGCUAAGGGAUCUCCUUCAUGGUUCUGAAUACGUGCUUACAUAUGAGGACAAGGAUGGUGAUUGGAUGCUUGUUGGUGAUGUUCCUUGGGAGAUGUUUAUUGAUUCAUGCAAGAAAUUGAAGAUCAUGAAGGGAUCAGAUGCAAUUGGCUUAGCUCCAAGGGCGGUGGAGAAAUCCCAAAACAGAAACUAGCCAGUGUCUGAAAGUUGACUGCUUUCUGGCUGCCAACUCCCAAAGUCAAACUCUGGAGGAGUGGGAAGUUUGAAACCAGCUGCAAAAAAGGUGCGUGUGAAAAAGAGGGGAAAAGAAAAAAAAGCGACAGGGGAUUGCCUCAGCUAGACUGCAAAAUGAUGGUUCAUAUGCUUGUCUUGUCAUUAAGAAUUUAAGAUUAUGCUUUUGAUUUUACCCCCACAAAAAAAAAAGAAAAAAAAAAGUGUUGGUCUGAGUCUGAUUGUUACAGAACCUUGUGAAAGUCAUUAAGAUUAUUAUUAGUGUUUGUGGAGUUCACAAUCUUCUAUAGACAAAUUAAUUACUAAAGGCGUUUUGUAUCUGAUGAAUAUAUACAUCCGUGAAGAUUUGAAUAUUGUGCUUCUUCA